This is a messenger RNA of Manis pentadactyla (Chinese pangolin), 2461 nucleotides long. RefSeq names its product potassium voltage-gated channel modifier subfamily G member 2 (gene KCNG2). Gene Ontology annotation, cellular component: voltage-gated potassium channel complex; membrane. The transcript has 3 exons. Gene Ontology annotation, biological process: protein homooligomerization; potassium ion transmembrane transport. Gene Ontology annotation, molecular function: voltage-gated potassium channel activity; protein binding. The record is from RefSeq and is a predicted model, not a curated record. Bases 129 to 1523 code for a protein of 464 amino acids. NCBI's taxonomy places the organism in Eukaryota, Metazoa, Chordata, Mammalia, Pholidota, Manidae.
GCGGGCUGCGGGCUCCAGUGACGCCGCUCCGCCCCUAGGAGGUCGCCUGCCGGCCAGCGGAGCCCGAGCGGCAGCCCGCGGAGUCCGGUCCGAGGCCCAGCCUCCCGAGCCGGCCGGCGCAUGGGGCCAUGGCGGGGCGCCCGGGGCACGCGGAGCCCCCGGGCGGGCCCCGGCCCCGGCUCGUCAUCAUCAACGUGGGCGGCUGCCGCGUGCGCCUGGCCUGGGCGGCGCUGGCGCGCUGUCCCCUCGCGCGCCUGGAGCGCCUGCGCGCCUGCCGCGGCCGCGAGGAGCUGCUGCGCGUGUGCGACGACUACGACGCCGGCCGCGACGAGUUCUUCUUCGACCGCAGCCCGAGCGCCUUCCGCGCCAUCGUGGCGCUGCUGCGGGCCGGCAAGCUGCGGCUGCUCCGCGGCCCGUGCGCACUGGCCUUCCGCGACGAGCUGGCCUACUGGGGCAUCGACGAGGCGCGCCUGGAGCGCUGCUGCCUGCGCCGCCUGCACCGCCGCGAGGAGGAGGCGGCCGCCGGGCGCGCGGGGCCGGAGGGCCGCGGGCCACAGGGGAGCCCGGCGUGCGCCCUGGGGCCCGGGGACCGCCUGGCGCGCGGCCGGCACCGCCUGCACGACGUGGUGGACAACCCGCGCUCCGGGCUCGCCGGCAGGCUGUUCGCCUGCGUGUCCGUCGGCUUCGUGGCCAUCACGGCGGUCGGCCUCUGCCUGAGCACCAUGCCGGACAUCCGCGCGGAGGAGGAGCGGGGCGAGUGUUCCCCCAAGUGCCGCAACCUCUUCGUGCUGGAGACGGUGUGCGUGGCCUGGUUCUCCUUCGAGUUCCUGCUGCGCUCGCUGCAGGCCGAGAGCAAGUGCGCCUUCCUGCGGACGCCGCUCAACAUCCUGGACCUCCUGGCGCUGCUGCCCUUCUACGUGUCGCUGCUCGUGAGCCUGGCGGCGGGCGGCGCGGGCGGCAACCAGCUGCUGGAGCGCGCGGGGCUGGUGCUGCGGCUGCUGCGCGCGCUGCGCGUGCUCUACGUGAUGCGCCUGGCGCGCCACUCGCUGGGGCUGCGCUCGCUCGGCCUCACCGUGCGCCGCUGCGCGCGCGAGUUCGGGCUCCUGCUGCUCUUCCUCUGCGUGGCCAUGGCCCUUUUCGCGCCGCUCGUGCACCUCGCCGAGCGCGAGCUGGGCGCGCGCCGCGACUUCUCUAGCGUGCCAGCCAGCUACUGGUGGGCCGUCAUCUCCAUGACCACCGUGGGCUACGGCGACAUGGUGCCGCGCAGCCUGCCCGGGCAGGUGGUGGCGCUCAGCAGCAUCCUCAGCGGCAUCCUGCUCAUGGCCCUCCCCGUCACCUCCAUCUUCCACACCUUCUCGCGCUCCUACUCGGAGCUCAAGGACCAGCAGCGCGCCGCCAGCCCCGCGCCGACCCUGCGCGAGGACAGCACGCGCUCCGCCACGGCCACCGAGGACAGCUCGCAGGGGCCCGACGGCGCGCCUGCCGACUCCGUGGACGGGCUGAUGGCGCGCGGGGCCGCCUGACUCGGGAGCUUCGGGAAAGAACCGCAGCCCUCCCCUCCCCUCCCCUGCCCAGAGGGGGCGGGUCCGACUUUGUGGCUCGCGUGCACGGGCUCCACCGCACAGCCCAGGAAGCGGCCACCCAGCCAGACUCACAGGCGGGGUCAAGCACCAUCCUGCGCUGGGUGAAGCCCAUCCCAGAACCACCAGCCUGUCCUCCAUGCUUUGUAUGCCCUUUGGAGUGUUGAGUCUCUAGCUAAAAAUAAAUUCAAGAAGUCCAGAAAUUACGAGCCCAGUAGCAAAUGCCAGAAGGCCACACUUGUCCCCAGGCCUCUGCCACCCUUCCCUGCUCUUCAGCCAGGUGGGUCCCUGGAACAGCAGUGCGGAUGGGGACAGACCCUUCCCACUCCUGCCACAUCCCCCCUUGGGCCAGGAGAUGGGCCUUCCCUGCACACCCAGCUCUGCGGAAACCCACUUCCCUGCCAAGGGACAGGGACAGAGGUGUGACAAGGAUGCUCACAGCCCCAGAUCCUUUGAGGGGCCCUAGCCCUGACCCGCCCUUCCCUGGCACUAGCUCUGCAGAAUCCUUAGUGGACACCCGCUCACCCAGUCUCCUCUGAACACGCCUCUGCAAAGCACAGGUCUGAUGUGAGCCUGUCCGUUCCCGCUGGCCUGUGGACCACAUCCUCACCCUCUAGGAUUCCUCCCCUCCCUCUGGGCACACACCUGGCUCUUCAGGCCUGGGGUGGAGGCCAGGGCAGGGCCCGUGGGCAGGCACCUGCUACUGAAGCCUCGCCCUGCCUGCGGAUCUCUGCUGGAUACCGAGGAACUGCCAUUCUGGGCCGUGCUUUAUGCUCUCUCAUCUUAGCCGAGAUGUCGCAGCCACAAGCCCUCAGGAGGUGCCCUGCAGCCAGAUGCCACCUGAUGCUGGUACCCACCCCGUCACCAUCCAUCUUAGCUUU